Messenger RNA from Suillus subaureus, 946 nucleotides. RefSeq lists its product as uncharacterized. Bases 351 to 923 code for a protein of 190 amino acids. The transcript has 6 exons. Lineage: Eukaryota; Fungi; Basidiomycota; Agaricomycetes; Boletales; Suillaceae. The record is from RefSeq and is a predicted model, not a curated record.
CAGUCAAGGGAAGAAAAUAUGACAUGUUCGUCCACACUUUGCAGUCAUUUGGUUCAAUUUUCUUUGAAAUUAGUGCGUGACUCACUCAAGAGUCGAGUCUUGUUCUCCAGCCAAUUUCUGCACAUGAUUUUGAAUUCGUGACUGCCAAGGACCGGCCUGUCAGCGAUACUACAUACGAGCCCAUCUUCGGAUUCGACCCUCUUGUGCGUGCCUGGCACUGCCUGAUGGCAACAGAUAAGGUUACAUGAUGCCGGUAAAAUGUUGACGGCAGCUCAACAGACCGCCAGCGUUCCACUCCUGUUGAUACCAACUUCUCCACCAGCGAGAAUAGCACCAAGUUGCAUAAAGAGAUGGAGAAACCUGCCAUAUCCAUCGAGGAAGGGCUUGCUAAUAUGUCCAAUACCUUAGAGCAGAUCCUUGAUGUCUUUCGAAGGUCUACUAUUGCGGAACGUAGCAAAGAUGUUGAUUCAAACUUCUGGGAGACGUACAAGAAAGUUUCUACUGAGUACGAUGACGACUUCCUCGCGCGGGCGAAUGAUGAUAUGGGUAUUAUCUUGACUUUUGCUGGUUUAUUUUCAGCUGUCAACUCUGCCUUCAUCAUCGGAAUGCAGCCAAAUCCAGGAGAUACUACGAAUACUCUCUUGCUGCACCUGAUCUUGAUCAUGACUGGCAACCCAGAUGCUGUCCAUGACAUCAGCAAUCUUUCGUCAACCACGAGCUUUUCUUCUUCGACUGUCUGGAUGCAAGCGCUUGGCUAUGCUAGCCUUGCAUCCAGUGUCUUGGCUGCAUUUGGGGCUGUGCUGGGAAAACAAUGGCUUAACUCGUACAAGGCAGCUUGCCGACGUGGAUCUCUGGAGGAACGCUGCACUGAGAGACAGAUGAAACUGGAUGGAUUUCGCUGCUUCUGUUCGGGUUGUCGCUAAGCGCCAACAUAUGGACAGAGCAA